Molecule: messenger RNA, 636 nt
Organism: Saccostrea cuccullata (small rock oyster)
Lineage: Eukaryota; Metazoa; Mollusca; Bivalvia; Ostreida; Ostreidae
Exons: 2
Coding region: 208-636 (142 amino acids)
Source: RefSeq, a predicted model, not a curated record
AAAACUCUUGGAGGUAUAAUUCCAGCUAGACUCACAGAGGAAGAAGAGGACUGCAUAGAAGCAGAAAUACACAGAUUUCAAGCUGAUGACUGUCUGCCUCAAGAAACAGAAAGAGUGGAUUCCUGGUGGGGGAUUAUAAAGAAAUCUGGCCAGUAUCCUGCCUUAUCAAAAGUGGCCAUAGCUGCCUGCACCAUCUUCCAUGGACCCAUGGUGGAAUCCUCUUUUAACACAAUGGGAGAUAUAAUGGAUCCAAAAUCUUCCAACAUGGCAGUUGAGACAUAUAAUUCAAUUCAAACUGUCAAAUACUUCAUUAAAUCAAGAGAAACAACAGCAACAAAAUUAUACAGGAGAGAUGAUUUUCUUUACAGUCCAAUUGAUAGACAGCUGACAAGAAAUAUUAUGAAAUCAAGCUGUACUUACAGGGAGAGGCUGAAGAAAAGAAAUCAUGAUGAAAUGGAAAGAAUUAAUAAAUUACAAGUGAAGAACACAAGUGAAUUGGACUCAAAGAAAAAAGCUAAGCUAACACUUCAAGCUGAGGCAGAGAAAGAUCUUCAAGCUCAUGUCAAACAGCAAGCAAAACAAUCAAGAUUAAGAAUUCUAAAGGCUUUGGCUGAAAAAAGAAAAUUGAAAAAAUAA